Messenger RNA from Eutrema salsugineum, 3294 nucleotides. RefSeq names its product protein PFC0760c. The transcript has 3 exons. The coding region runs from base 98 to 2962 and encodes 954 amino acids. NCBI's taxonomy places the organism in Eukaryota, Viridiplantae, Streptophyta, Magnoliopsida, Brassicales, Brassicaceae. The record is from RefSeq and is a predicted model, not a curated record.
AUGUGUUUAAUCACAAUCAUCCUUGGAUUUUAGAGCGUUGUUGACAGAUAGGGACACUCAGAAUCUCACGUUUUCGAAACCUCAGAUUCCUUACGAAAUGGCGACGGAGAUCUCGUUGGAUCUGAUUAACCAACUAAAGGUCUCUCUUCGAAAGGAAGCCAAGCUCUCCUCCUUGGAUCCUGUCGGCGAUUACACGGAUUCCUCUAUCCCCAGCCUUCCCACAGCCGCGGAGGCAAUCUCAGAAGUCGAUGCUUCGGCCUCUUACCUCCGUUGCCGGAACUGCAAAGGAAAGCUUUUGCGAGGGAUCGAGUCUCUAAUCUGCGUUUUCUGCGGCAAGCAGCAACGGACGAGCGAUAAUCCUCCUGAUCCCAUCAAGUUUACCUCCACCUCUGGUUACAAAUGGUUUCUCAGCUCUCUUAAUCUGGAUGGAUCGGAGAUGGUAGAGCCACUGAAGGAAACGAAUGGAUCAAGCAGAGGAGCUAAGGCACCCGUAGUAAAAGGAAUUGCUGUGUCUAAGUUUCUUGAUUUAGAAAUACAAUGGUCUGCUAGAGAAGAAAAGUCUCUAAACAAUGGACCUGACGAUGGACAAUCAGUAGAGAAUAAAAACCCUCUUAAUCUAGGAGGAGUUAAUCUUGACGAUUAUUUCGUUGAAGGAAGAGGAGUUCUUCCCAAAGUGGACCCGGUAGAGAGCGAACCCAAACCCGUGGAGGAUGAUUUUAAGGACCCCCGUAGUCUUAGCUUGUUCGAUAGUGUAAAGAGUCAGGGAGAUGUUGAAUCAAAGCAGUAUGAAAGUGUUGGUUUGUUUAAGGGAGAAGAUGUCCAGAAGAAUGUUUCAUCUGAAGAACAUGAGAAUCUUAGUUUGUUUGCGGGACGAGAUCCCCAGGAUAGUGUUUCUUUAGCAGAGCAGGGAAAAUUUGGGUUCUUUGAGGAAAAAGAUGCUCGGCACUCUUCUAAAGAGAAUGAAAACCUUAGUUUGUUUGAAGAAAAAGAUGCUCAGAGAACUAGUUCUUCUAUAAAGGAUGAGAGCUUUGGAUUCUUUGAGGGUAAAGAUGCUCAAAGAAAUAGCGCUUCUAAAGACGAUGAGAGUUUUGGUUUGUUUGAGGGUAAAGCUGCUCAGAGAAAUAGUGCUUCUAAAGAGGAUGGUAAUCUUGGUUUGUUCGAGGGUAAAGAUGAUGGUCAGAGAAAUAGUUCUUCUAAAGAGGAUGGAAAUUUUGGUUUGUUUGAGGGCGCACCAUCAUCAAAUGCUGUCCUCAAGUCUUUCGAUGACAAAGUUGUUGCCUCUUCUUCGGAUCGGGAUUCUGACUUUCAAUCUGUUUCCCCGAAGAAAAUUAAUGGCGAUCCAUUUGUAAGUUCUCCGGUUGAUUUGGCUGCUCAUAUGGAUUCUGUCUUUGGUUCCGGAAAAGAUUUACUGUAUGAAAAAACAGCAGAUUCUUCAACAGCGUAUGUUUCCAAAGCUGAUGACUGGUUGCAAGAUGAUUUAUUUGGUAGUGUUACUGGAAAGCCCCAAAACAACGACCCAGCUGUCCAUGAUAAGAAUGAGGGACAGGUUGUGGGCCGCAACGAAAGUUCAUCCAUGGAUAUUGAUUGGAUUGGAGAUGAUCUAUGGCAAACCAGUGAAAAGAAACCAACUGAAAAGAAACCUACAGAUGAUAAUGAUGAUGACGCUGGCUGGAAUGAUUUUGCAAGCUCGGCUAACUGUAAGACUCCUGAUAAUUGGAUAGGAGAUGAUCUAUGGCAAACCAGUGAAAAGAAACCCAUUGAAAAGAAACCUACAGAUGAUAAUGAUGACGACGAUGACUGGAAUGAUUUUGCAAGCUCGGCUAACUCUAAGACUCCUAAUAACCCGCUUUCUCAAACUAUGGAAAGUUCCCAAGAGGAGUUUUUUGAUGGGCUAGCGCAUGUUAAGAACGAUGUUAAAGAGCAGAGCAAAGAUGAGAAGCAGAAUACGGGUCCAAGCGUAAUAUAUGGCGUAGCCAAAGGUCAAGAAGAUGAUCUCUUUGGAACUUGGAAUAGUUCAUCAUCUCCAAUCCAGUCAAUGGAUAUUGAUUGGAUUGGAGAUGAUCUAUGGAAAACCAGUGAAAAGAAACCCAUUGAAAAGAAAUCUACAGAUGAUAAUGAUGAUGACGAUGACUGGAAUGAUUUUGCAAGCUCGGCUAACUCUAAGACUCCUAAUAAUUGGAUUGGAGGUGAUCUAUGGCAAACCAGUGAAAAAAAACCCAGUGAAAAGAAACCCAUUGAAAAGAAACCUACAGAUGAUAAUGAUGAUGACGAGGACUGGAAUGAUUUCGCAAGCUCGGCUAACUCUAAGACUCCUAAUAAUUGGAUUGGAGAUGAUCUAUGGCAAGCCAGUGAAAGGAAACCCAUUGAAAAGAAACCUACAGAUUAUAAUGAUGAUGACGAGGACUGGAAUGAUUUUGCAAGCUCGGCUAACUCUAAGACUCCUAAUAACCCCCUUUCUCAAACCAUGGAAAGUUCCCAAGAGGAGUUAUUUGAUGGGCUGGCGCAUGUUAAGAACGAUGUUAAAGAACAGAGCGAAGUUGAGAAGCAGAAUACUGGUCCAAGCGUGAUACAUGACGUAGCCAAAUGUCAAGAAGAUGAUCUCUUUGGAACUUGGGAUAGUUUCACAUCCUCGACCGUUUUGCAAACACCUGUGCAGCCUCCCACCAACCAUGUGAAUCCAUCUGCUGAACAGAAGCCGGAAAUGAACUUGUUUAGGGCAAAUAACAAUCAUCGAGACCUUGAUUCUGAUUUCUUUUCGGAAAGUAUUGGAGGCCAAACCUACUCAGAAGAAGUCAAAGCCAUGCCUUCUGGAGCAUCAACCUUAGAAAGAACGAUUGAUCCAACAACAAUAUCUCACAAAUCAAAGAGUGAUGUCGCGGAGGAGCUGAUGUCACAGAUGCAUGAUCUCUCAUUUAUGUUCGAGACCAAACUCUCUGUGCCUCCAAUCUCCAAGACAGAGUAAUUACAUCUCACCUCUCCUGUUUUUCUUGGGGCUCGAAGAUUGUGUGUUUGCUCGUAGAUGUUUCAUUUUCAAUAACUUGAAAGAUCCAGUUUGCUUGCUUUGUCGCCAAUACUCUAGUGGUAUGGUCUCGUCCAUUGAUUGAUUAUCAGUGCAACUACUGGGCCUCUUUGGUACUUAUAUAGAAUUUGUAAGUUCCAGAAUUAGUUUGGAUUUCAACUAAGUCUAGUCUCUGAAAUAUCAAGGUUGCGAGUUCAUUUAGAAAAACGUAUACGUAAGAUCUUGAUUGUUUGUGUUUACGGUUUACCAAAAUUCAAAUUUUAAUGAAAUUUUUU